Colletotrichum higginsianum IMI 349063 is the source of this 1485-nucleotide messenger RNA. RefSeq lists its product as uncharacterized. The record is from RefSeq and is a predicted model, not a curated record. Bases 1 to 1485 code for a protein of 494 amino acids. NCBI's taxonomy places the organism in Eukaryota, Fungi, Ascomycota, Sordariomycetes, Glomerellales, Glomerellaceae. The transcript is spliced from 2 exons.
AUGUCUUGGAACGGAUCCAUUCCCUACAAGAUUCCUUACACGGGCGUUGCUGGCACUGCCAACUUCGUCCCUGGCGCCGCUGCCCAUCCUCCUGCGCCCCAGGAUACCGACGCCCAGGGCACCACUCAGCAGCCCGUUGUUGCUGGUGAGCCCGUCGCUGCCAGCACCAGUCGCAGCAAAGGCAAGAAAGUAGCUACCAAUGCAACUGCCUCGCCUCCCCAGGACCCAGUUCCUGCCCGAUUCGCUUCUGCUGGCGCUGCUGCUGCCAGUGGUGGCAUCGCCAUUGUCCCUGGUGGCCUUGGUGCUGGCAGCCCUUCCUCCUCGGAGAUUGCUGCUGUCAGUGGCCAAGGCCAGAUGAGUGGCCGGCAGAAUGGCCGGAACCAGGGGUCUCAGACUUCUCAGCCUAACACCAACCGCUUGCCUUUUGGCAUUGAUGGUCAAGGUGACGAGGGUAUGCCCUUGUCACCUACCACAAUGACCAUGAGCGCACAGCGCCGUGCAGACCGAGCGCUGCCUGUGGUUGCACAGGAGCUCGUGGCCGCCAGGGCCGAGAACCAGAGACUUCGCGACUGCAACCAGGCCUUGCGAUCUAGCUCGUCUGAGAUGCCUAUGCUGCGCCAGAUCAUCAACAGUCUGCAGAACACCAACUACCAGCUGCACACCCAAGCUCGGAGUCUCUUCACGCAGAUGUCAAGCAUUCAGCAGCAGGCCCAAGCCUUUGCCCAACAGCGCCAGGUUCUCCAGACUCAACUGGGCGACUCUAUUGCCACCCUCAAUGAGUUGACCAGCCUCGUCAUCCACCUGCAGUGUGUCAUCCGUAACAUCAACCCUGACAUCUUUGUCAUGUUCCCUGAGGAUAUCCAGGGUCUUUUGACCGACAUCCAUGAGGAGUGGAAGUGGCAGGAAUACUGCAGGAUGAUGCUGGAAGAAGAGAUGGGCAGUACGAGCCAGUCUUCUGGAAGCAGCACCAUCCAGACCCAGAACUCUCACCAGGGUCAGACUGAAAGCCAAGCCUCCUAUAGCGGGUCCGCCAAUGUCGCCUCCAACGAGUCUGCCAUCGGCUCUUCCACCAACUCUGACACUUUGGCUUCCGACAACGCGAGUGCCGGCUCUUCGAAUCGCAACAUUGACUCUACUGCUGGACCCAGCACUGAGCCUGCCGUCUCCUGGGAUGACACUUUUGCCGACUAUCUUGACGAAGAGUUCCUGGCCCAGCUAUUCACGGGUCAUACCCUUAACGCCCCGAGCAACAACGUGAGCUCUCGCCCUCAGCAGCCCCUCACUCCCGAGACCCCUUCCAGCAUUGGCACUCCCAGAACCAUCUACUCUUCUGCUGCAUCUGAGACCGUUCAGCAAGCCCAGGCUGGCCAUGGUUCCCAGACUUCUGAGGCUGCCCAGGAUGCCGAGUCUUCUGAGACUGUCGAAGACAUCACUGCCCUCGACACCAUCGAUGCUCACAACACCGCCACCACCCCUAAGCAGUAG